CUAUCUAUACAGCUACACUAUCUCUGAAAAUAUACUGUUUAACAUGCCAUCUGUCAUCUUGCAGGAUAACUGCACUGUAUUUUAAAGGAUUAUAAAAUGUGUAUUGCUGAAAAUAAAACCUAAUACUUUAAUGUUAAAAUGUCAUUAAAUAUACAUGUGUGUACACUAUCUUACAGACUAGUAUAAAAAUAUAAAGUUUUUUUACUCUAUCAUCAACACUUACAGUAUAUUAACAUUGGCAUAGUAAAUAAAUAAAUAAACAGUAGGCUAAUUGAUGCUUUUUGGUAAUACUAAAGUAUUACAAAUGGCACAUAAAUCUCAUAAUUUCAUCUCUGGGCAUUAAUAGGUUAAACUUAACUGCUGACGACAGCAGGUUGUAUAAAACUCUGACCACUCCUACAUUUAGAUCAAAUGUCAGUCAUGAAGACUCUCAAAAGGUCUGAACUCCAAGUGGCUGAGCAAGUCCUCAAGAAACAUCUCCCAAAGAGUUAUAAGGUGUAUGGAUACCUAUACAGCAUUAACAGGGGCAAACCAACACCACUGGAGGUAGUUGUCGAUGCCUGGCCAGAUUUUAAAGUAAUCAUUUGCAGACCUGACCUCACGAAUAAGCAUGUCAUGGAUUACAAGUUAAAAGUGACAGUCUUCAGCAUGGAUGUGCAGAUCUUGAGGACUACGCUGAUACAGGAGAACACUGUUGACUGGAGUCUUAACUUCUUAUUUGCAGGCCUGGAUGCUUCCAAUGUACCCAUUAUCAAGGAAGUUUCUGCCAUGAAAGGUGUAAACCUGAAGACCUAUAUAACAGUUAAGAUGUUGUAUUUGCCUGACAUUAGCCAUUUGAACUCACCAACUGUUGAUGGAGAGCUUGAAUCAAGGACCACAUCGCUUGACGUUUCUAAUAUUGAUUUGGUGAACAACACUUGGAAGUUUGGCGGAAAUGAGCAAGGCUACAGAAAAAUUAACAAACUGAUUUCCAACUUCCCUUCAUUUUGCAUUAAGGAUGAACAGGGCCAGCCAGUGUCGUGGAUACUAGUCUAUGACUACUGUGCUGUGGGGAUACUGUACACUGUCCCUGAACAUAGAGGGAAAGGUUAUGCUAAAGUAUUAGUGAGUGCGUUAGCAAAGAGACUCUACUCUGAAGGCUAUCCUCUCUUCAGCUUCAUAGAGGAGGACAAUACUGUCUCAUAUAAACUGUUCAAGAGCCUGGGCUUCAUUGAAGACCCCUCUUACAGAGCGGUAUGGCUUGAGGUUAACUCCUGACAGGCAAAGGCAGGAAUAAAUUUAAUAAAAUAAUGUAAAAUUGUAUAUAGCCUUGCAGGUUUCACACAUUAUAUAGUUGAUCUGCCUUUAACUUGCAAUAUCUGUUACAUGUGCAGGCUACUAUAGCUGAAACACAUCACUGUAUUAUCUGCUGCCAGACAUAAGAUUUAAUAUGUGCUCUAAAGAGUGAGUCACACUGAAUAGCUCAAUUAAAAUGUUUGCAAAUGAGAAUUACUUCGUUUAAUAAAGGUUAAAUGAGAUAAAUGCAAAUAAAGCUUAAAAAUGUGUUUAUAGUGUAAAUGAUCAGUCAUUGUUUUAUUCAUAUUGAUGUCCAAAAUCCAAAACAAUGUGUAACAUUUACAACAGUAAAAGUUUUAAUACAAAUGCUAUUCAAUUUCACCUUUAUCAGAAAAUCAUGAAAAUCAGGUGUAAAAUAUGCUAUACCGUUAA
Boleophthalmus pectinirostris (great blue-spotted mudskipper) is the source of this 1707-nucleotide messenger RNA. RefSeq lists its product as uncharacterized. The transcript has 5 exons. Bases 412 to 1257 code for a protein of 281 amino acids. Gene Ontology annotation, molecular function: glycine N-acyltransferase activity. Gene Ontology annotation, cellular component: mitochondrion. NCBI's taxonomy places the organism in Eukaryota, Metazoa, Chordata, Actinopteri, Gobiiformes, Gobiidae. The record is from RefSeq and is a predicted model, not a curated record.